This is a messenger RNA of Trichomonas vaginalis G3, 1446 nucleotides long. Its product is annotated as choline transporter-like (SLC family 44) family. Bases 1 to 1446 code for a protein of 481 amino acids. Gene Ontology annotation, molecular function: transmembrane transporter activity. Lineage: Eukaryota; Parabasalia; Trichomonadida; Trichomonadidae. Gene Ontology annotation, cellular component: membrane. The record is from RefSeq and is a predicted model, not a curated record. Gene Ontology annotation, biological process: transmembrane transport. The transcript has a single exon.
AUGGAAACAAUCACACCCGAUAUAGCAAAUGGGUAUCCAUCAACUACAACUAAUGAUGCUAAAAUACCCCAAAUGCUAUUAAAUAAUCAACAAAACAAAGAUAUUCAAAAAAAUUCAACAGAAAGUCAAGCAAAUACUAACGGAUACCAGUCGACUACUCAAAAAACACAAAUUACAAUCAAAGAAACAGAUAAUCAAGAGUAUAUUCCAACAUUUUUAGAUUUAUAUUUGAAAUAUAAAGAUAAUUACAAAGAUCUUUCAUUAGUAUUCAAUGAUCCAUGUGUUAAUGGAUUCCUUAUUAACAUAAUUUGCCUUAUUGGAACCCAUAUUUGGUCUUAUGAUUCACAAUAUCCGUAUAAAAUGAUAACAACAUUCUUAACUUCAUAUAUACUAGUAUUUAUUGCAACAUUUUAUCUCAUUUACGAGAAUUUAUACAUUGAUAAAUUCAAAAAUUACAGAAUAUUAAUUUCUAUUGCGAUACCAUUUGCAGUAUAUGCGAUCACAUUCCUUCAUUUCCAAUAUUUUAUAUACAUCUGCCUGUUUUUAGCAAUUUUAGGCAAAAUUAUUAGUGUUUUUACGCAAAAUUCAACAGAAUUUAAUGCUUCUAUCACAAAACUUGUUUGCAAAUGGAUAUUUAAGGACAAAACAUUCGUUUCCGUGCUAGUUUUCACAUUAUUUUUAUAUACUUUGUUUUCAUUUAUGAUGAUUUUAUCAUCUUGGGCAUUUUGGGACUUUUUCUUAUGGACACAGCUUUACCUUUUAGUUUCUUAUCUAAUAACAACAGGAGUUAUCGCAAAUAUUGUCUAUAUGAUCUCAUCUUAUUACACAGCAAAAAUUUAUUUCACAAAAGUGAAUGAAAUCACGAAAAGUGACUAUUUUGGAGGUAUUAAAAGGAUUCUGUUGUAUAAUAUAGGUGAUGCUUUUCGAUGUGCACUACACCAACCUGUUUUUGGUCUCGUAAAUUCGCUUGCAAAGUUGGAUGUAAUAAAUCAAGGAAUUUUUGUAAAUUCUGUCAGAAAUUUCGGUUUAAGAUUGAAGGAGAAGCUUAACCAAAGGUAUGGAUAUCAUUCCAGGAAGGCCCUUGUCUACUGCGCUUUGUUUGAAGACGAUUACAAUUUCGCGCGUGGAAAAGUCGAAAAGAAAAAUAUUUUUGAAAAAUUUGACAAAAAUGACAUGAUUUUAUCAUUUAGAACUCUUUGUUUCGGGAUCGCUGUUGCACAAUUAACUAAUGCAAUUGGCCCGAGAUUCCCUCGUUUUGGUCUUUCUUAUUCUCGUGGUUUUGUUUUGGUUUUUGGGUAUUUCUACAUUAUUAGAUCAAUGAUGAAGGGAUUUUCUGAUACGAUAUUCAUGUUGUUCAACGACAUUCCUGAGAAUGCUGACGUUUUUCGUGAUGGUUUAACUCACGAAUUAACUAAUAUUAUUAGACCAAAUAAUAUUUUAUUGUAA